Molecule: messenger RNA, 5475 nt
Organism: Uloborus diversus
Lineage: Eukaryota; Metazoa; Arthropoda; Arachnida; Araneae; Uloboridae
Exons: 4
Coding region: 1-5376 (1791 amino acids)
Biological process (GO): microtubule anchoring
Cellular component (GO): cytoskeleton; sperm flagellum; centriole
Molecular function (GO): microtubule binding
Source: RefSeq, a predicted model, not a curated record
AUGUGCCCUCACAGAGAAGCAGGUGGCCACAUAGUUCUUGGCGAAGAUAAAAUUGAAAAUAAGCGUGAAAUACUUCGAGAGAGACGGCAAAGGAGACGAUGGAGCUUAUCUAAGAGUAAAUCAGAAGAGUCACUACUAUCUGCGACAAAAAGACUAGAAAGACAAUCUCUUGGUGACGUAACGAAUAUUGCAACAGCAUUAACUGUCGAAGAUAAAGGUAAUAGCCAAAGUUUAAUCGCAAAUGGUGACUCGAGUUGGUCAGCUAAACAAAUUCCGAGAACUAAACCUAUAAGAAGGCCGGAUAAUCUUAGAUCAGAAGGAAAUGCAGAUUUUACAACGAUUCACCAACAAGACUUUCAGACGAAGUCUUCAAAGAUUCAGCUAAUACAUCCUGCGAGUGAAUCCAACGCCCGAGAAGCAACAGAACAAUCUUGGAAUCGAAGACAGGUAUCAAAAACGCGAAAGAUAGUUAAGAAAGACAAUCUGACUUUAUCGGGUCCACUGAAUUUGGAAACGACAAACAAUGCUGUUUUUAACGAAAAUGUAUUUAGAAAGAAAUCGGAAGAAGAACUGGAUAACAGUGAGCCUUUUAAUAGACCAAGAACAUCGUUAAAACUAAGCGGCGAAUUCCAAUCUGAUAGCUCUUAUCAGCAAGCUUUCACACCAAAACGUGCUAGUGAUAAUUUUAAAGUGAAGAAAGGUACUAGUCGAAGUCAUUUGAAGCCCGAAGGUGAAAUGAUAUUCGAUACCACAUCACUAGAUUACAAGGCCACCGCCUCAAACAUCCAUUCUGAGGACCUAGUUGCACUGAAGCCGAAAAACGCCAGACCGCAAAGUGAAAUUAAAAUACCAACCGGACCGAUAUCAGAUGAAACAACAGCUGUGAACGACUUCAAACGUUGGAAAGUUGGAAAACCGUUGAGACACAAGCCAUCUGAUACAUUUCAACUAAAUGAUGGCUCCGAAACAAAUGGUUUCAGAACAGAGAGUAUGGCAUUUGCAGAUUUAGAUGGUUCCCAAAUGAGGCACCUGUCCGAACGCAUUGCCCAGAAACCGAAAGACAACCUUAUUUCAGAAGGCGACUUUACUUUUGAAACAACACAGGACACGGAUUAUUCCCCAUCAAAGCUAGCUCAACAGUCUUCUGAGGCACUUUCUGAUCACCAAGAAGUGAAAGCAGCUGAAAUAAGGACUUUUGAAAAUGGCUUUGCGGGUGAAAGGAACGAAGCCGUUGAAACUACAGAAGCACAUGGAACAGAAAAUACUACUGAUUAUAAAUCUGCAGAAGCUGCUUCAGUUGAAGCUAAAUCUUUCCAAGAUCAAGAAUUUGCUGGAAGAAAUGAAAAUCAUGUAGAGACUAUUACAAAUGGAAGGUUAAAAGAUCAAACUGUACAAGAGAGCAUGCCAGUGGAAGAGUAUAUGCAUGGAUACGAAGAAAAUGAAGAACACUAUCUAACAUGGGAUGAAAUCCGUCCUAAACCUAUAAGACCACACAGUAAUUUAAGGCAAGAAGGAGAGAUGCAAUUUAACACAACUAAUCGCAGUGAGUUUGUUGAGAGAUCCUCGGAAAGAGUGAAAGGUAUUCGGCCAAAAACUACGACUAAAGUGUUCGAGGGAGACUUCGAUGCCACUACUAUGAAUCAAAUAAUGUUCUCCAGUGAACAAGCAGAAAAAGCAAUUCCCAUAAGACCAAGAAGUAAUCUCCACGUCGAAAAAGGAGAUUUUGUUGAUGAAACCACUACUGCAAAAGAAUUUCAGCAGUGGGAAAUAAAUCGUCCUGCUCCUAUUGUACCGAAGUCAAGUCUUACUCAAGAAGGUUUGAUUGAUUUUACUACAACGAAUAAGACUGAGUUUGAAGAAAAGCACCCGGAAAAAGUUUAUCCCAUUCGACCAACAACUACAAAUAAAAUAUCUGGAGAUUUGAAUUUAACAACAACAAGUCGAGAAAUGCAUGCUGAAUAUCCAAUAGAAAGAGUUCAGAAAAUUGUUCCGCAACCCAAUCUGAGAAUGAGUUCUGGUGCAAUUGACUUUGAAACAACGAGUAAAGCGCAGUUUCAAGACUGGAACGCAGACAGACCAAAACCGAUCCGACCGGUACCAAAUUUACGGCAAGAAGGCUCUAUUGAUUUUACAACUAUGAACCAGAUGCAGUUUGACCGGAAACCUAUGGAAAAACUUCAGCAGUUUCGUCCAAAAACGUCCUCAAAAAUCACUGGUGAUUUUGACGGCACUACAACUAACCAAGUAAUGUUCGAAACACAAGCUUAUAAGAGGCCCGAAAUGAUAAAACCAAGAAAUAAUUUAGAGGUUGAAAGAGGAAAAUUUUCCAGUGACACAACAAAUCAAGUAGAAUUUCAAGCUUGGAAACGUGCUAAACCAGAGGCAAUAACACCGAGAAGUCAACUUAAUCAUCAAGAAGGCGAGAUGGAUUUCACAACUACGAAUCAAUUACAAUAUGCAGCUAAAAGUGUAAACCGAGUGUCAGAAAUAAGACCAAAAAGUGAUCCAAAAAUAACUGGCUCUUUUGAUGACACUACAAUAAACCGUCUCAUGUUUCAGAAUAUUCCAACAGAAAGACCUCGACAAAUAAGACCAAAAACAAAUUUAAAGCUUGAGCAAGGGUCUUUUAACAAUGAAACCAUUAACCAAACAGAAUUUCAAACGUGGGAUUAUUCAAGGCCGUCUCCAAUUAAACCUCGUAGCAGUUUGCGACAAGAGGGUGACUUAGAUUUUACAACCAUGAAUAAAAUGCAAUUUGAGGGUAAAAUGGGAGAAAGAAUGCCACAAGUACGACCAACUACAGCCACACGGAUUGUUGGAGAAGGCGAUUUCGAUGCCACUACUACCAACCAGAUUAUGUUUCCGAACAAAACAGUCGAAAAAGUGAGAGGGAAAAGACCCUCUACUAAUCUUCAUUUAGAAAAAGGAAAAUUUAAUGGAGAGACAACAGCUCGAAGAGAAUUUCAGCACUGGAACACAAAUAGACCAGACGCCAUUGUGCCAACAUCAAAUCUAACUCAGGAAGGGUCAAUGGAUUUCACCACGUUAAACCAAAUUGAUUUCGAGGAAAAACCAAUGACAAAAGUGGAUAAGAUAGUGCCUCAUGCUUCUUCUCCUGUAACAGGAGAUUUUGACGGAACGACCACUAACCAGAUCAUGUAUCAAACGGUUCCAAUCGAAAAAGUUCGGGAUAUAAGGCCACGGGAUAACUUACGAAUCCAAAGCGGGGAAUUUAGUAGUGAAACCACUAACUUGAAAGAUUUCGGUUACAAACCAUCAAACAAACCAGAACCUAUAAAACAUCAGCCAAGUCUUGCCCAGCAAGGAGAUUUCGAUUUCAUAACAUCUAAUCAGAUUGAGUUUGAAGAAAAACCACUCGACAGACCUAAACGAAUGAGGCAAAGAACUCUAACGCAAACAUUAGAUGGUCAAUUUCAUUCAACUUCAACGAAUCAAGAGAUGUUUGAAGCUCAAACUAUGGAAAAAACUAGCGAAAUAAGGCCAAGCAACAAUAUUCAAAUGAACGAAGGAUUGUUUCAAGGCACCACGACUACAAGCGAUGAGUACAGGCAGUGGGUAGCAGAGAAACCAAAAGCAUAUCAACUCGUCACAUCUCUGAAGCACGAAGGUGACAUGAAUUUUGAGACAACGAACCGUUCGGAAUUCGGAGAAAAGUCUUUUGAUAAAGUGCAACAAAUCCGUCCAAAAACUACUAAUAAAACUGAAGGGAAAUUCACAGCAACUACAACUAAUCAAGCUAUGUUUCAACAGCACGAAAAGUUAGAACGCGUGAAACCAAUUCGCCAUGAAAACAAUCUGCAUGUUGAAGCAGGUAAAUUUUCGAACGAAACAACAUCUAACAGAGAGUACAAACAAUGGGUGAGAAUGGAAAAUACGCAAGUAAGAAGAAAGAAAUUAAAUGCUGCUGGAAUACAAACGCAAGGAAAAGACUCAAAUGGCAUAGACGAAAAUCAGAAGGCUGAAAACGCAGAAGAUCAUCAGCUUUGGAAGUUGAAAGCUCUAAGUUUGGAAGCGGGGGAAGAUACUUCCCAACCAACUAAUGAAAAGCAAAAGGCUGAAGACAGCACAUUGCAACAAUCGGUGGUAUUACAUCCUGAUGAUGAAAACUCGAAACAGGAUGUUGAAGGUUCGAAUCAACAUAUUGAAGCGGAAUCUCAAAACGAAAUAGCUCAUUCUACUGAAGUCACCCAAAAAACUACUUAUCGAGAUGUUUCAACAGUAAUGGCGGACUAUGGAGGCAAACUAGCUCCCAGAGUGAAGGCUAUUCGACCCGAUGUGAAUUUAAAACCAGGCGGAAGCAUGUCUUUUGCAACAACAUCAAAAACAGAUUUCACUCAGGCUGACAUAGCUGCUGCUUCAGUCGAUAUGCAGUCAGCUGUACAAAAUGGAGUCAGUGAAAGAUCAGAUGUGCAAGACAUAAUGAAUGGAGAAACCGUUAAAGAAAGUAGUGGAGAAACCGAAGGCCAUGUUGCACUAAACGAGGCACAGGGAACAAUUUCUCAGUCUUCUGAAUCGCAAGACAUUUAUCAGACAGCAUCUCAAUCGUCACAACACUUGCGUACACGAGCACCGAAACGUUACAAGCCAGAUGACAAUUUGAAGAUAGACUUAGUACCAUUUGAAGGUGCCUCGACUACAAAGUCAGAGUACAAGAAAUGGGAAGCUAGACGUUCAUCUUCAAAGAGACGCGGCGAGUCGUUGAAACAGGAAGGGGAAAUGGAGUUUGAGACGACAUCACAUGAUUAUUCAGUUAAUAAGGAUUAUUUCUCGAAUAGACGGGAGAUGCAGUUAAGUAAAGCUCAAGAAGCUCAAAAAAGCAGUCUAGCGGAAAAUGGUGGUAUGGAGUUUUCGACGACAGCCAACACUUCAUACACCGGUAACGCGGGCUCAAGGAGCAAGAAUUUAAGGCCUAGAUCUUCAUUUAAACUAGGAGGUUACGAACCUCGAGAAACUCCUACGAACACAAGCCGGUCAAACCCUGAAACUGGGGCAGACCAUACGUCUACAUCUAGGGCAUCGUACGUCGGACAUACCACCAACAGACCAUCAAGAGCGCAACGGCCAACAACAAGUCAGAAAGUUGGACAGGGACAUUUCGAAGGACAGACUACAACUCGUAGCUCUUUUAAAAUCCCAGUGGAACAGGUGGAAAAAACCAAGACGAUAAAACCACAGAACCACAACAUCCUGGCUACUGAAAACGGAUUCACUGGUGACACCACGUACAGGAAGAGCUUCGAGACUAAAGGUGAUUGUCAUUGUCCUGUUAUUGACUUGCAAACGGGCCGGUCGGGGCUGGCAUUCAAUGAAGAAAGAAAUGGACAUAUCUUCUAUGCCCCAAAAGUACACGGUUGAUUGAAAACAUUUAGCAGAUGUGUACUUUUUAAACUCAUAAAUUCACGAUGAACUCGAUACAUCUUCAUUUGAAAGUCAGUGCAUAUCCAUAUUCACCAG